Molecule: messenger RNA, 2292 nt
Organism: Adineta ricciae
Lineage: Eukaryota; Metazoa; Rotifera; Eurotatoria; Adinetida; Adinetidae
Source: the annotation of a GenBank genome assembly
AUGGAAAUAAACAAUCUCUCUGAUCACUGUCUUUCGUCGACGGACAGUGAAAUUACAAGUGAGCCUAAACAUCAACCAUCAUAUGAACAACAUAGUACACAUUAUACAUCACUAUCGGAGAACUUUAUCGAUGAUGAAGACAAAACUUCACUGAAAGAGAUCGCACAGUCAACUAUGACGGAAAAGGAUCUUCCCUUAAAGUCAGAUUUUCAAACAUCGAAGAAAUCGAAGAAUCCUAGACUUAGAUCAUUUCUGCAACCGCGAACCUGGCCUAAUCCAUUUGUACAAGGACGAAACAAUGAUGAAAACGCUGAUUUUUACAAAAUCUUUAGUAUUCUUUAUGGAUUAGUCGUGUUCAUUGGUGGUGUAGCUUUUUCAAUCUCACAUGCAUUGAUUCCACGAGAACAAGGAGAAAAUAUUAAGCAUUUGGCUGCAAUUUACUUUACAUACCUGUAUUGGGUAUCCAUUGCAUGGAUUGUAUUCUGUAUUAUUGACAUUGUUCGUCAUAAACGCAAACUACAUAUUCAUCUGGCAGGUAUCAAUAAACUAGAUUCAAAUCGUAUGCCAAUGAAUAUCUUUUGCAAACAUCACGAUGGAAAACUUGCCCCUAUGCCGCAGUUUAAUUUGGAACUGAUAAAUCAUUCGGACAAUGAGGAAUCCCAUUCAAACAAAUCAACGUUAGACGACGAUAGCCAAUCAUCAGAUGGUUUAUCAAGUCUAAUGGCAAGACCACGUAAUGUUCUCAUGAGACGACAAGUUUUAGAUCCAACUGGCACGCAUACAUUGAGAAAUUAUGUAUCACAUCGAAAAGAUACAAUUGUACAACGAAUAAUUGGAUAUAAUUAUGAUGAUCAUUCAACAGCUGGUGGUCUGUAUAUUCGUGUUGGUACUGGAAUCUUCUGCUUGGGAACGGUCAUUCAUUCAGGCUUAUCAAUCUUAAGUAAUCUGGAAAUCUUAGCUUGUGCACGAUGGACGACUGUCAUGGAUGACUUUUCCAGAUUAUUAUUUAGUUUUAUUCAAUUUUUCUUCAUUUUCAAGCAUUCAAAUUUAAUCAUACGAGCCCAUGAAAAUUUUGCACGUUUAGCUGUCAUGCAUGUCGUAGUUACAAACUUAUGUGUUUGGUUUCGUAUGGUCGUCGUCGAAACCAAAUCUCAGAUAUUGGAAAUGAGUGCUCACGAAAUGGCUACUGGACAAAGUAAACCUGCUGGAAUGAACAACAACUAUUCCUUGAAAUACAGUCAGAACAUUAUCAAUCAAUUUCAUUGUACACAAGCAAUAGAAGAUACUAUUUUGAUGAAUGCUUACAUUAACGAAGGGUAUAUGAAAUUGAAACCAUUGCUCUAUCCAUGUACGAUUGAAUUUAGUCUCAUGUGUUUGACACUAUUUUUCCUUAUCUGGGAAAAUAUUGGUAAAACAUUCUCGUACAAAAUGUCGGAUAAAGCAUCAACGAAGAACGUCUUCAUGGUCAACUGUCAUGCAUCAAUCAAAGGUCUAUUUGCUGGAAUGAUUAUCUUCUCAGGUACGGUCAUAUCCGUCAUACUCUAUGCCGUUUUCCGUAAUAAAAUCGGUGACGACAUCAACCCUGUACUACCUAUUAUUGAAUCAACAACAGCUAUUGUACCCUAUCGAAAUCGAUCAUCGCUAACACCAUCAGCUCACGGGCCAUUUACUUCGAUAUCCAAAACACCAAAGAAACUUCUCUACAGUAUUGCAAUCAUCGAAAUCGUCAAUUUAUGUUUGAUCAUUAUUUCAUUGAUUGCAACUAUAUGGGCACUGAUCAAAAUACGUAAACUACAAUACCGACGAAUAGCAACACGCUUUGAUAAUGUUUUAAUCAUUGUAUCAUUGACUGGUAUUUAUUUAUAUUCAAUCUUUAGUGCAUUUGCAUUGCUUAACAAUCCCAACUCUGCCACAUGGAUUGCAUAUGUUAAAAUCAUCAUUGUUAUUCUAGAGUUUAUUGAAGGUACAAUUCAUGCAUUCUUUAUACUCGUUGCAUUGCGCAAGCGUCUUCAUCGUACUAGUAAAAAUGAAUAUCCUGCACGUGAAGUAAUUACUCUAUUGAUCAUGUUGGACUUGAGUUUGUGGUUCGAAGAAACUACUACAACAACAAAACAUGAAGCGAAUCCAUUUCAGUUAGCUUUCUAUCAUGUUAUACCAUGGUCCAUCAUUGCAGCAAUUGCAACGCCACUGCAAAUCUUCUUUCGUUUUCAUGCUUCUGUAUGUCUUUCACAUGUAUGGGAGAAUAUGUAUACUUUACCAGCUUCGGAGCCAGUUGCUCCUCAUGGCUUAUGA